AUGUGUACAUAUCAUCAAUAUGGAUUAGACUAUAAUAAUAUCAAGGAGCAAGUUAUUGUCAUACAAGAUUUGCAGGAGCAAGUUAUUGUCAUACAAGAUUUGCAGGAGCAAGUUAUUAUCAUACAAGAUUUGCAGGAGCAAGUUAUUGUCACACAAGAUUUGCAGGAGCAAGUUAUUGUCACAGAAGAUUUGCAGGGGCAAGAGCAAGUUAUUAUCAUACAAGAUUUGCAGGAGCAAGUUAUUGUAACACAAGAUUUGUAA
This is a messenger RNA of Cercopithifilaria johnstoni, 261 nucleotides long. The record is from the annotation of a GenBank genome assembly. NCBI's taxonomy places the organism in Eukaryota, Metazoa, Nematoda, Chromadorea, Rhabditida, Onchocercidae.